UUACACCAAGUAAAAACCAAGCAGUGGGUUCUCCUUUAAAAGGGCUCUAGGGAUUACUUGUGACUUUCAUAAUUUUUUAAACCUGUAUAACUAUGGAUUACACGUACGACGAAAUGCUGACGCCUUUCUAUGACGUGAUUAGUCCGCAGCUGCAGUCCGCCAGUGGUAAUUGUCCGCUUCCUCCUGCUGCAGCGACGGAUGAAUUUGCAUGGAUUGAUGAAUGGCUUCGUGAGAUAAACGGUCAACAGACGGUUUCCAAUAAUGCUGCAGGUGGACAGUCUACGUCUCAGCCUGGAACAUCGUCCUACACAAUCGACUACGGCUGGUUGGAUGAGGUGAUGACCGAGCUCAAUGUCCCUCAAGCUCCUGCAGUAGGCUCAGCUCGCGUUUUGGAAAGUACAUCAGAACAAACCGUCCCAACAGCUCAAGUCACACAAGAUUCCAAUCAACUAGCUGCAAAUUACGCUUCUUUGGAAGAUCGGUACCCAAUUUACUUGGAGUAUCCCGAAAUCAUGCAGGCUGAUUCCCAAGAAGAUUUGAUGCAAUACGGUCAAGGAACUGCGUUCGAUUUUCCUCAAAUGCAAGCAUGCAACACCGUUGACACGGGGCUACAAGGUGUGCCAAUUGCUCCACAGGGUAUGAAGUGGACGGAUGCACAGAAUCCAUGUACCGACAACCAAACCGCGGUAUGCUAUAACUUCAACGAACCGGCCACCGUAACCCUUGUGGAUGAAGGGCGGGCUGCGGUCCCACUAGCUUCCGGAAGCAGCGACUGGGUAUCAGAGGCGGUUGCCUUAUCGCUGUUGCAUCCGUUGCCGGCGGUGUGGGUGCGAACAAAUCGAAAAACCACGACCCAUAAGAAUUUGCCUGCCGCUCUUCGGUCUAUUCCAUGGGAUAUUAGGGCCGAAAAUCUGCUGAUGUAUUUUAGCAGCGACAAAGAGUGGAAUGGGUGGUUUACACAUGUUGUGCUCGUGUUCUUGACAAAACCGGGCAGCUUGGAAGUGACACGCGAUGAGUUUCAGACGGUUUUAAAGUACAUCUUGGACGGAGGAUGGGAUCAGGACAGCGGUAACGCUGCUAAUGAAUGCAAAAGGCUUGCAGUACCAACAGUGCCAUACCGUCGAAUUAGUCGCACUUUGUUAAUUUGGUACCGAAAAUUUGCCAAUGGUUCGGUGCGUAGCAUUAAAGGUCACACGGUGUAUGUUACAUUGACUCGAAUUACUACAACAAAUACUUAUGUUAAUUGCAUGAAUAUUAACGAAGCUGCUGUUAAAUCGCUAGCUGAACAACGAGACCUGUUGCAGAUUCUUGUGCCCGAUGGCGUUGAAUAUCCACCAUUGAUAACAGUGUGACUUUACUUAUAUUUUUUUGGCAUCGGUGUCGGCUUAACUAUAUGGAAAUCUGAAUAAA
This is a messenger RNA of Paramacrobiotus metropolitanus, 1410 nucleotides long. RefSeq lists its product as uncharacterized. The record is from RefSeq and is a predicted model, not a curated record. Bases 93 to 1352 code for a protein of 419 amino acids. NCBI's taxonomy places the organism in Eukaryota, Metazoa, Tardigrada, Eutardigrada, Parachela, Macrobiotidae. The transcript has 6 exons.